AUGUUAGAACACAAGCGAAAUCACUCUUAGAAAAUUAGAACUGUGUAGAUAAGAUGUUAUGAUAAACAGGUGGCGAUCGACAUAGCGAUGGACAAGAGUGUGGCUGAUCUCCUGAACAAGCUCCGUGAACAUCCAGCAACGCCAAAUUCAUAAUAGUUGGUUGCUUUGAAAACAGUUUCGAAUUCAAUCACGAUGGAUUAUAUGUUAUCGGUGCCAGAAGAGAGAGCUUAACUGCCCAUACACAAGUUGAAACAGGAAGCUUUGAUUGGAGUCUACAGAUAGAAUGCUCAUAAAUAAAAUCUGAGUCUUUUAGACUUCACAUUUGAACGAUGCAUUGGUAAGGGUGGUACUUCAGAGGUCUAUUUGGUACGUCAUCACGUGUCUGGAAGAUUGUUUGCUCUGAAGAUGAUCAAAAAAUAAUAUAUUACUGAUUGCAGGAGACUGGAACAAAUCCUAAGAGAAAAGAAAAUUCUGUCCCAGGUUCUGAAUCACUCCAAAUUCAUCAUUCCAUUGUAUGCCACAUUUGCAACCAAAGACCACCUGUGUUUUUUAAUGGAGUACUCUGCUGGGGGUGAGAUGUUUUAUCAUCUCUAAAAUUACCGUUUUACAGAUGAUGAAGCUCGAGCUUACAUUUGCGAGGUCAUUUGUGCCCUGGAGGAACUCCAUUAGCAUCGUGUCUUAUACAGAGACCUGAAACCAGAGAACAUACUCAUAGAUCUUAGAGGUCACAUCCAACUCACUGAUUUUGGGUUGUCUAAAUUGGAUUUGAGUGAAGAACAACUAACCAACAGUUUCUGCGGGUCUCCUGAGUAUAUGCCUCCAGAGAUAGUCAAUCGAUAAGGGUACUCAUAUCCUGCUGAUUUCUACACCUUAGGAUGUUUAUUGUAUGAGUUGUUGUUAGGCUUGCCACCUCAUUAUUCUCAGAACACUGAAGAAAUAUUCCAUAAAAUUUAGAAUGAGGACAUCUCAUUCCCUGAAGAUUUGAGUUCAGAUGUAAUGUCAUUGUUGUAAAAUCUUUUGAAUAAGAAUAUUAAAGAAAGAAUACAUGACUUUGCUACCUUGAAGAGGAAUCCCUGGUUUGCUGAUGUCGAUUGGCAAGCUGUCAAAUAGAAGAAAUCUGCUUAGAUGCCUAUAUUCAUUGAUAUCUAUGAGACUCACAUCCAUCAGGAGUUCUUGAAGAUAGAUGUAAAUGAUCUCAAUCAAAAGAAUGAACAUGGCGAGUUAAGUAGUUCUGAAGAUCUCUUUGAUUUCUUCAAUUAUGUCAAUGAGUCAUACAAGGACAUAUUCUAGUUGAAAUAGAAGAUGCGAGUUCAAAGUGAUCAUCUCAUUGAUAAGAAGCUGUUACAAAUUAGUUAAUCAAGUGCAAAAAAGAAGAAUCUCUAAUUAAACCUAAAUGACAUAGAGAAGCAAUUUUCAAAAACUCAGACUCUUAAAUAAUCACUGACACCCUAGAGUGUGAUGCCACUAUCUUUGUUACGCAAAUCAUUUUAGUAGAUGAUGAAAGAGAAACCCAGAAAGAGUCAAGACAAUCAUCCCACUUUAAGUACUGUGUUAUCUGAUAGGCCCAUAAUAGAUCGCAAUUAUAUUUAGAAGAUGUUGCAAACUUUAACAAGCAAGAAGAAACCACAGAGUCCUUCACAUAACGGGUUGUCUUGGAGACCACCUCAAGUGAAAAGAGGGUCUAGUUCAUCGACUCAUUUAAAAUCAUCGAUUAGUCAAAGAGGAUAGAGUUCAACAAGAUAAAUAAAAUGA
Molecule: messenger RNA, 1752 nt
Organism: Paramecium tetraurelia
Lineage: Eukaryota; Ciliophora; Oligohymenophorea; Peniculida; Parameciidae
Exons: 5
Biological process (GO): protein phosphorylation
Molecular function (GO): ATP binding; protein serine/threonine kinase activity
Source: RefSeq, a predicted model, not a curated record